Molecule: messenger RNA, 1028 nt
Organism: Capsicum annuum
Lineage: Eukaryota; Viridiplantae; Streptophyta; Magnoliopsida; Solanales; Solanaceae
Product: V-type proton ATPase subunit c1
Exons: 3
Coding region: 267-761 (164 amino acids)
Biological process (GO): proton transmembrane transport
Cellular component (GO): proton-transporting V-type ATPase, V0 domain
Molecular function (GO): proton-transporting ATPase activity, rotational mechanism
Source: RefSeq, a predicted model, not a curated record
AUUCAGCUUUUCCUAAUUUAUUUUUCCCCUCCUCCUAUGUGUACUUGACACAUUGACAAACACCUUUCUAAUUUUUUAACACAAAAAUAUAAAAUUUUAACACAAAAUAUAAAAUUAAAAAAAUAAGAUCAUCCACAAACAAAAGGCUACAAAAAAAUUCUCUCGUUCUCUCUCUUUGGACAUUGAGAACAACAAUCUCAGAUCCAAUCAAAUUGUUACUUAUUACACUCUUUGUCUUCACAGAUCCAAUCGGAACUAAAAAAAACAUGUCGACUUUUAGCGGCGAUGAAACUGCUCCCUUCUUUGGCUUCCUUGGCGCUGCUGCCGCCUUAGUUUUCUCUUGUAUGGGAGCAGCCUAUGGUACAGCGAAGAGUGGGGUAGGAGUGGCGUCAAUGGGUGUGAUGAGGCCAGAGUUGGUGAUGAAGUCAAUUGUGCCAGUUGUCAUGGCUGGAGUUUUGGGUAUUUACGGUUUGAUUAUAGCUGUGAUUAUUAGUACAGGGAUUAACCCCAAAACCAAGUCUUACUAUCUUUUUGAUGGAUAUGCUCACCUUUCCUCCGGUCUUGCUUGUGGUCUUGCUGGCCUCUCUGCUGGUAUGGCCAUUGGAAUCGUUGGUGACGCUGGUGUUAGAGCCAACGCGCAACAGCCAAAGCUUUUCGUCGGGAUGAUUUUGAUUCUUAUUUUUGCUGAAGCCCUGGCUUUAUAUGGCCUUAUUGUCGGUAUCAUCCUCUCUUCUCGUGCUGGUCAGUCUAGAGCAGAGUAGAAGAAGAGCAUGCUUCACACCUUUACUGUGAAUUACUCAUAUUCUUGAUGGAUUAUUACAUUUUCUUUCAUUCUUCACUUCCACUAUUCUGUACUUGAUUGUUUUUGGCUAGAAGAAUUGGUUCAUGUGUGCUGUUCUUCUGUUGAUUAUAUCUCUAAAUAAAGAUGUCAGUUAAUCUGAUGCCCGAUUUUCAAGGACUACGGGCUUUUGUAAAAUGCCCGGUGUACAUUUUAUCUCGACUUCAAUUCAAAUAUUAAUUUACUUCAA